Camellia sinensis is the source of this 876-nucleotide messenger RNA. RefSeq names its product EPIDERMAL PATTERNING FACTOR-like protein 2. Gene Ontology annotation, biological process: stomatal complex development; guard cell differentiation. Lineage: Eukaryota; Viridiplantae; Streptophyta; Magnoliopsida; Ericales; Theaceae. The record is from RefSeq and is a predicted model, not a curated record.
AUUCGGUGCUCCUUUUCGUUUUUUUUUGUUUUUUUAUUUUAAGGCCUUUCUGCUCUACUCUUUUGUCCUUCCCUGUUCCAUCAUCUCAACUCUCUAUCAAGUGAGAGAAACAUAGAAAAAGAAGAAAGUGAAAGAGGAAGAGAGCUUAGCUUAGAAUAUGGUGGACGCCUUGUUUGGAACUAAAUAUUUUAUUUAAAAAAAAUUAUUAAAAUAAUCGAUUCCUAAAACAGCUUUUUACUCUUUUCACAAUCCCUUUUCAUAUUUAUAUUCAUUUCACAUCUCAAUCAGCACACAACUCUCACCUUUUUUUUUUUAAAUAUCUCUCCUCUUCAUCUCUCAGUUUCUCAACCGCUCCUCUGCAUCUUCAGCUCUUCCCCUGAAAUGGGUUCUACUCAUAAUAAACUUCAUCAUUGUCUUGCCAUUUCUUUCCUCUUUCUCUUGAUUUCAAGCUUUACACACCCGAGACUAAUUGCUGAAGGCAGAGCAAUUUCCAGACAAGUUGGCCAUUAUCAGAAAUCAAUAAUGCAGGAAGAGAAGACAAUCUUGAGAGGGCAGAUCGGGUCGAAGCCACCGCAGUGCGAGAGGAGAUGCAGUUCGUGUGGGCACUGCGAGGCAAUUCAGGUGCCCACAAACCCACAGAUUAAAACUGGGACUGGAAGCAAAAGCUCAUCCUCAUCAAUCGACUAUGCCAGAGGGGGUGAUGAUGACAGCUCCAACUACAAGCCCAUGAGUUGGAAGUGCAAAUGUGGGAAUUCUCUCUUCAACCCAUGACUAUCUAGCUAGCUAGCCUUAACAAAUCUCUUCAAUUAGUUUUUCAAUCUUGUGUAUUAUAUAAUAUGAUGAUGAGUGAUAUACUAAUUUCAUUCUCUCUCUGUA